Messenger RNA from Megalops cyprinoides (Indo-Pacific tarpon), 3081 nucleotides. It is a transcript of the gene mark1, whose product is annotated as MAP/microtubule affinity-regulating kinase 1. Lineage: Eukaryota; Metazoa; Chordata; Actinopteri; Elopiformes; Megalopidae. Gene Ontology annotation, molecular function: protein serine/threonine kinase activity; tau-protein kinase activity; ATP binding. The transcript is spliced from 19 exons. The record is from RefSeq and is a predicted model, not a curated record. Gene Ontology annotation, biological process: microtubule cytoskeleton organization; intracellular signal transduction; protein phosphorylation. Gene Ontology annotation, cellular component: cytoplasm. The coding region runs from base 406 to 2799 and encodes 797 amino acids.
GUUAACUGGCUAGGGGGAUGGAGGUAGCUAGUGCUAGCUAACGUCAGCCAGCCAGCUGAGCUCCUGCUGGAAGAUGUGACUCCCCCUCUCUCCUGCUCGUUUGCUGUGUGUCCAUCAGGGUGGAUCAAUGCUAGUCUCCCGUUUCAUACAAACUCACAUUCUCUCUCUGUCCGCCUGCGCUCUCUUUCUGUAUACCUAGGGGGCACAUCCAGAAGAAAGACCCUCUCACCUGGCUCCUGGGGAGCCUGGAGCUGGAUAUGCUGUAGUGGGAAAGACUGGCGUUUGGACGGCCGGGCUGAAAAUGCCGUUGGAAGUGUAAAAGGUUGAUUAUUCACAUCCUUUCUAGCUGCUCCCUUUCUACGCUGCCAAGCUUGUUGCCUUGCUAAGCGGCCUAAAACACACAAAAUGUCGACCAGAACGCCAUUGCCCACUGUGAAUGAGCGCGACACCGAGAAUCACACGUCCCUCGACGGCUACCACGAGCCCCAUGUCCCGCCGUCCAAAUCCAGCAGCCGGCAGAGCCUGCCGCGCUGCCGCAACUCGGUGGCCUCCACCACGGACGAGUCUCCGCACGUUGGGAACUACCGCCUCCUCAAGACCAUCGGCAAGGGCAACUUCGCCAAAGUCAAGCUGGCCCGGCACGUGCUCACGGGGCGAGAGGUCGCCGUGAAGAUAAUUGACAAAACACAGCUGAACCCUACUAGUUUACAAAAGUUUCACAUCUUGCAUUCUAAGCAGCUCUUCCGCGAAGUCAGGAUAAUGAAGAUCUUGAAUCACCCGAAUAUCGUUAAAUUAUUUGAAGUUAUUGAAACGGAGAAGACACUUUAUUUAAUAAUGGAGUACGCCAGUGGAGGCGAAGUCUUUGACUACUUAGUUGCACAUGGGAGGAUGAAAGAGAAGGAGGCGAGAGCGAAGUUUCGACAGAUUGUCUCUGCAGUGCAAUAUUGCCAUCAGAAGCGGAUCGUGCACAGGGAUCUCAAGGCGGAAAACCUGCUCCUGGACGCCGACAUGAACAUCAAGAUCGCCGACUUUGGCUUCAGCAACGAGUUCACGAUCGGGAGCAAGCUGGACACCUUCUGCGGCAGCCCGCCCUACGCCGCGCCCGAGCUCUUCCAGGGGAAGAAGUACGAUGGGCCCGAGGUGGACGUCUGGAGCCUGGGGGUCAUCCUCUACACGCUGGUCAGCGGCUCGCUCCCUUUUGAUGGCCAAAACCUAAAGGAGUUGAGAGAGAGGGUUCUGCGUGGGAAGUACCGUAUCCCUUUCUACAUGUCCACAGACUGUGAAAACUUGCUGAAGAAACUCUUGGUUCUGAACCCUUGCAAACGAGGCAGUUUGGAGCAAAUAAUGAAAGACCGGUGGAUGAACGUGGGCCACGAGGAAGAGGAGCUGAAGCCGUACAUUGAACCGGAGCCAGAUUUUAAUGACACCAAAAGGAUAGAUCUGAUGGUGACGAUGGGGUUCCCGAAAGACGAGAUCACGGAGUCGUUAGUGGGACAGAAGUACGACGAGGUCAUGGCCACGUACCUCCUGCUGGGACGGAAACCUCCCGAGUUUGAAGGGAGCGAGUCUCUCUCCAGCAGCAACCUGUGUCAAAGGUCGCGACCCAGCAGCGACCUCAACAACAGUUCCACACAGUCCCCAGCCCACUCCAAGGUCCAGCGCAGCAUAUCGGCCAACCAGAAGCAGCGGCGGUUCAGCGAUCACGUGGCGCCUAGCAUCCCGCCGGCGGUGUCCUACACCAAGCGGGCCCAGGCCAACAGCGUGGAGAGCGAGAAGAAGGAAGACUGGGAUGCCUCCCGCAAGCUGGGCACCUCCAGCUCCAAGGAGAUGCCCGCCUCCCCGCUGGCAGCUCAGGAGAGGAAGAGGUCCUCCACUGUGCAGGGGAGCAGCACGGGGACCGGAAUGACCCGGAGGAACACGUACGUGUGCGAGCGCUCCAGCACAGAGCGCUACUCCGCCAUCCCCAACGGCAAGGACAGCAGUUUAACGGAGAUGUCCGCCUCCGCCGGCGGGACGUCCCCCUCUCCGGGUGCCUCCGCAGCAGCCUCCACCCGGCCUCGGCACGUCAAGUCCAUGUCCGCCUCGGGCCACCCCGGCAAAGCCACGCUCCCGCCCAUCGAGGACAACAGCGAGUACAGGCCAGGCUCCACGCCCCGGGCGCCGGCCGCCUCACCCUCCGCCCACAGCAUCAGCAGCACCACGCCCGACCGAAACCGCUUCCCGCGCGGCAGCUCCAGCCGCAGCACCUUCCACGGCGCCCAGCUCCGCGACCGCCGCAGCGCCACCUACAACGGGCCGCCCGCCUCGCCCACGCUGUCCCACGACACGGCCGCCCUCGCCCAGGCGCGCCGCGGCACCUCCACCGGCAUCAUCAGCAAGAUCACCUCCAAGUUCGUGCGCAGGGCCCCGAGCGAAGGCGAGGCCAGUGGCAGGACAGACGCCCCAAGGAGCACCUCUGGUGAGCCCAAGGAGCCCAAAGAGGAGAGCAAGGACUCCAAGCCCCGGUCGCUGCGCUUCACCUGGAGCAUGAAGACCACCAGCUCCAUGGAGCCCGGGGACAUGAUGCGCGAGAUCCGCAAGGUGCUGGACGCCAACAACUGCGACUACGAGCAGCGCGAGCGCUUCCUGCUCUUCUGCGUCCACGGCGACGCCCGGCAGGACAACCUGGUCCAGUGGGAGAUGGAGGUGUGCAAGCUGCCCCGCCUCUCGCUCAACGGCGUGCGCUUCAAGAGGAUAUCGGGCACCUCCAUCGCCUUCAAGAACAUUGCAUCCAAAGUCGCCAACGAGCUGAAGCUGUGAAGAACGGCAGGGGAAGAGGAGAAAAAAGUGAAAAACCGAGAAAACGGAACAAACGAAAAAGACUUUUGUUGAUGGGAUCAGGGUAGAUUCACAGGUGGUGUAAAGUGUUCACCAUAUCGAAUGUACUGGUACUUGAGGUUACUGCUGUAUUAUUUGGCCAGUUGGGGACAAAAUAAUGGAAAUCCCCCCCCCCCCCCCCCCCCUUCAAUCCUCUUGCCUCCGUAACCAUUUCACCAAUUCAACAUAAGUGAUUAAAACUGACCCUCAUUGCAAUAAGGUUGA